AUUUAACUGUAAACAAAGUUUCGCUCCCUGAUCAGCGAAGCAAUCGAUCUUUCUUUUGCCGUAAACUUCGAUCCGAAGGUCAUAGCCAGAAUGUCAGCUCCCACACAAGAAAAGCCCGACAUCUCUUACACGGAGGAAUCAACCACCGGAAAAUUCGCUCGAAAAUGGAAAGAUAACCCCCUCAUGGUGGUUGGUCUGGGAGGCUGCCUCCUGGUGGCCAUCGUGGGCGCGUACCGGUACAAGCACCGCGGCAAGCUGUCCACCUCCAACUACCUGAUGCAGCUGAGGGUCACCGCCCAGGGCACGGCCAUAGGCUGCCUCACGAUAGGGGUCCUCAAGUCCAUCUACGACCAGCUGCAGAAGAAGAAGAAGGCGCCGGCAGAGUGAACGUCGGGACCUCUCUCCCCGUUUGACUUUAGUACAUUACAAAAAUAUUUUAAUUCUCACAUAAUCGAAACUGUAUACGUUUGUAGGGACACUAUGGUCCGAUCGAUCUGUGGGGUUGAUCGCCGAAGAAUGGAUCCGAUCAGGAGUAAGGGAGUUCACAAUCUGCAAAAAGCAGUAGUAGUAUAAAUUUUUAGGCAGGGGUUAAAGGUUUUUUUUUUCUCCUUGUUUCGGAAGCACUCCAUUCUUCUGUGA
Uloborus diversus is the source of this 639-nucleotide messenger RNA. Its product is annotated as HIG1 domain family member 1A, mitochondrial-like. Gene Ontology annotation, cellular component: mitochondrion. The coding region runs from base 91 to 387 and encodes 98 amino acids. Gene Ontology annotation, biological process: mitochondrial respirasome assembly. The transcript has 3 exons. The record is from RefSeq and is a predicted model, not a curated record. NCBI's taxonomy places the organism in Eukaryota, Metazoa, Arthropoda, Arachnida, Araneae, Uloboridae.